AUGGUGUUUGACAUGGAGGGGCCAGACACCUGGAACAGCUACAGUCAAGCUCUGCAGGGCUCUGGCAGGACCCUGCUCCCCACUCAGACCAACCUUGUGGAUCAAGUGUGGGGUGACCAGAGACCCCCCAAUGCCUCCGGAAAGAUCUACAGCCUUCCAGAAGCGUUCACUGGGAGCAGCUGGCAGGAGAAGGUGUCCGGGAUCCGGCGGCAGAUGGAGCAGCACACGCGGCGCCCCACGGCCGUGCUGCUGGCGGGGCUGGAGGAGACGGCCUGGCUCUUCAACCUCCGCGGGAAUGACAUCCCCUACAACCCUGUCUUCUAUUCCUACACCCUGCUGACCAGCACUGACAUAAGCCUCUUCCUGGACGACUGGCGCCUGUCUCCAGAGGCACGGCAGUCCCUGCGGGCACAGUGCCCGGGGCUGCUGUGUGUGGAGCUGCUGCCCUGCAGGCAGGCACAAGCCCACCUCACCCGCUACGUCCAGGGCAACGUCACGGUCUGGGUGGGCACUGAGUACACCACGUAUGGGCUCUACAGCACCAUCCCCCAGGAGAAGCUGCUGGAGGACAGCUACUCCCCUGUCAUGCUGGCCAAGGCUGUGAAGAACACCAAGGAGCAGGAGCUGCUGCGCGCUGCUCACGUUCGGGAUGCAGUGGCUGUCAUCCAAUACCUGCUGUGGCUGGAGAAGAUGGUCCCCCAGGGGCAAGUGGAUGAGUUUACAGCAGCCCAGCACAUCGAUGCCCUCCGCCAGGCCCAGGAGUACAGCUGUGGGCCCAGCUUCCAGUCCAUCUCGGCCAGCGGGCUCAACGCGGCACUGGCCCACUACAGCCCCUCCAACGGGAGCAGCCGGGUGCUGUCUGUGGAUGAGAUGUACCUUCUGGACACCGGAGGCCAAUAUCUGGACGGGACAACGGACAUCACACGGACAGUGCACUGGGGUGUCCCCACUCCACUCCAGAAGGAAGCCUACACCCGUGUGCUGAUGGGGAACAUCGACCUGUCCCGCCUCAUCUUCCCACCCAACACGGCAGGGAGAACAGUGGAGUCCUUUGCCCGCCGGGCACUCUGGGAUGUGGGACUCAACUACGGCCACGGGACCGGCCACGGCAUCGGCAACUUCCUCUCGGUCCAUGAGUGGCCUGUGGGUUUCCAGUCCAACAACGUGCCUCUGACAGCCGGCAUGUUCACCUCCAUCGAGCCCGGGUGCUACCGGGACGGCGAGUUCGGGAUCCGCAUUGAGGACGUCGCCCUCGUGGUGGAGGCAGAGACCAAGGAGCCCUUCCUGACCUUCGAGGUGGUGUCCCUGGUGCCCUACGACCGCAACCUCAUCGACCUCGACCUACUGUCACUGGAACAGAUCCAGUACCUGAACGCCUACUACCAGAGCCUCAGGAAGAGCCCAGGCCCUGGAAGCCAGUCAAGGAUGGCUGAGGAACACAGGGAAAGGCAGACCGGCCUGUGCCCCCAGGUGACCAAGGUGGCCACUCGUGCUCCUGAUCCUCCGACACCGAGCCAGGCCAGCGCCACCCGCACCGCCUGCACACCGGGGUGA
Molecule: messenger RNA, 1554 nt
Organism: Chaetura pelagica (chimney swift)
Lineage: Eukaryota; Metazoa; Chordata; Aves; Apodiformes; Apodidae
Gene: XPNPEP2
Product: X-prolyl aminopeptidase (aminopeptidase P) 2, membrane-bound
Exons: 18
Coding region: 1-1554 (517 amino acids)
Molecular function (GO): metalloaminopeptidase activity
Source: RefSeq, a predicted model, not a curated record